This is a messenger RNA of Trichoderma harzianum CBS 226.95, 1068 nucleotides long. RefSeq lists its product as hypothetical. NCBI's taxonomy places the organism in Eukaryota, Fungi, Ascomycota, Sordariomycetes, Hypocreales, Hypocreaceae. The transcript is spliced from 2 exons. The record is from RefSeq and is a predicted model, not a curated record. The coding region runs from base 1 to 1068 and encodes 355 amino acids.
AUGCCUCCAUUCGAAAAGCCAAAGGGACCCUUCAAUUCAAGCCAGCUUCGCGCUUGGUCAGACAACGUCGAACCGCAGAUGCGCGACCUGCUUUGGGGAGAUUAUUGGCAGCGAUUCAACACUAUACAAAUUCCAAUAUUCGGGCCAGAUGUUUACUUCGAAAACGCACUGCAUAUAGCGAAACUCGCGAAAGGCCAGAAAGAAGGAUUUGAGCGCAGGUUUGAAGCAGAGAAUAAAAGGCGACAGGAACUGGCAUCCAAAAUGUUUACGGCUGCAAUGCGGGCCAUAGACGAGGAUGAGACUUAUUUAUGUAAAAAUGCUCGUGAUAGAGUAUCCGAGCUAUGCCAGACCGGCUGCUAUCUAGAUUUUCUACGGCUCUUAAUUGGCAUUUCCCAUGGCUGGGACGAGGAUGCAGCACAAGAUUCGCAAUUGGACGACGACACUGGCAAUCUCAGCGAGGAGACGCAGGACUCCACUGAUCAAAUACAAGACUCUGACGAUGAAGAGACACGUGAUGAGGCCCUAUGGUUUGGCGACGAUUACUUUGGGGCUCCUAUGGAUCGUCGAACGAGGGAAGAGCUGUUGGUGAGAAUUUUAAGUCAUUGUAUGGGCGUAUCUGCUCACGACCCAUGCACGUCGCCUUCCCAUGAUACUGUCGGUCCUGAAAGUGAUGUGUCUGUCUCGGAAAGGGAAAACGAAGAAGAGGAGGUACCGCAUAGACAAGGAAAGAGAAAGAGGGAUCUAUCCGACGAUGAUGUCCCCACUGCUCGUAGCCUUCGUCGAAAGCUGAUGAGCGGCAUAAUACCCGAUCAAAAAGACUUCCCAUUAACCCCUCAAGGAGAUAUAGAUUGGGAAGCGAUUGACGAUGAACUUUUAUUCCCUAGUUCAUCGGAUGAAUAUGACUUUAGUGAAUAUGACUAUGAUGAAGAUGAUGGCGAUGACGAUGAAGAAGAUGAUGGUGAUGACGAAGGCGAUGAAGAAGAAGAUCAUGAUGAUGGAGAUCAAGAUAGUGGUGAAGAUGGCGAUGAUGAGGGGAACGUUCCUAUCAAAAUCUCAUUUUUUCUUUAG